Marasmius oreades (fairy-ring Marasmius) is the source of this 603-nucleotide messenger RNA. RefSeq lists its product as uncharacterized. The transcript has a single exon. Lineage: Eukaryota; Fungi; Basidiomycota; Agaricomycetes; Agaricales; Marasmiaceae. Bases 1 to 603 code for a protein of 200 amino acids. The record is from RefSeq and is a predicted model, not a curated record.
AUGAAGAUUGGGCAAUUAUCGUUCUUGUUCAUGACACGUCUCCCAGGGCAAUGCCUCGUCGACUGCUGGCCUCAACUUGACGUUAAACAAAAACAAACUGUUCGUACUCUUCUCGACAAUAUGUGCCAGGAGCUACGGAGGUUUGAACUCCCUGCAGGGUUGGGAAUGGGCACGGUGCAAGAGCCACGAAGAUGCAAAGAUUGCCGAAGGCAACUCCGCAUCAGCCCUGGCCCAAUCUACACUGAAUCCCAGUUCAACGACUUUUUGGUUCUUUCAGACGUACCACGCCGUGUUUCUGAGGGAUAUCGUAAAUGGGUAUUCUCAAUGCUACGCACCGACCAUCGUAUCGUUUUCACGCACGGUGACCUUCAUCCGGGCAACAUCAUGAUAGAGGUUGGCAAUGAUGGACGUAUAACGCUGGGACUAGUGGACUGGGAAUUGGCUGGAUUCUACCCUGAAUAUUGGGAGAUGGUGAAGGCAUUUAACACGAGAACUAAGUAUGAUGACAGCGAUUGGUGGGAGUAUUUGCCACCUAGCAUUCUGGGUUACGAUUACGAUAUUCUAGUCGAUGAUUUCGUAGACCGUGCUUUCUUGCCUUCUUAG